AUGGCGCGACCCCAGAUGGUUGAUAGAGGUUUAUCGCAAACCAAGAGCAGCCUUUGGUAUUCUGAGACGCAGGUAAAAACCGAAGAGCAGAUGAAUGGCCAUGUAAAUAAAAAUAGUGCUACGUUGCACUUCGUGGAAUUGGCAGCAUCGGGAAGACAGACGCAAUCAAAAUCUGUGGGUGACCGUUUCAAGGAGGGUGUAAACAUCAAUCUGUCACUGUCUGUUCUUCGUCGCGUUAUACGAACCUUAUCAGGGGUAAACCGUCGUGCUGAGCGCAUACCGUAUCGCGAUUCGAAACUGACCCUUAUCUUAAGGGACUCUCUGGGAGGUAAAAGUAGGACAGCUGUCAUCAUCAAUGAUACGAAGGAAAUGCGUUACGAAAAUGAGAUUCUGAAAAACGCCAUAAUGUCUGGAAGCAAAGCUGAGGCAGUACCGAGACACAGUAAUGCCAAAUACGAGACAUGUGAAUUUCCUGGAUUUCUCAAUUUUAUUCCAUCACAUCCUUGA
This is a messenger RNA of Angiostrongylus costaricensis, 507 nucleotides long. The record is from the annotation of a GenBank genome assembly. Lineage: Eukaryota; Metazoa; Nematoda; Chromadorea; Rhabditida; Metastrongylidae.